UUUGAGCCACUGAAGACAGACCGUGAGGGAGCAAUUCGAGAGUGCUGGAAACUGACACAUAAGAUGUUAACGACCCUUUAAAGACCCAUCUGCCUUGCUGCCCACUGCUCAACUUCGGGCCUCCAGGCCUGCUACCUGCUGGUCUUUUCGGAAGGAUGACCGAGUGUUCUAUUCACUGCCCGGAAUGUCUCCUCCCCUCGCCCAAGGCCACUGCCCGACUCCGGCCAGCUCCAACACCGCGUCCUUCUCGCGUGGCCAUACUCAUCGGCGCGCAGCUCCGCUGAGAGGGCUGACGCGCGCGCGCGGCCAGGCAGCUCCUGGGGGCAGACGCCAUCCAGCCUCCCCGGCGCCUGGUGACUACCCCAGAGCAGCCAUCUCUCUAGGAGACCCCCACGCUCCGGUCGGAGAGCGCGCGCCAGGGGUGACGGCCCCGCGCACACGUGGGCGCAGCCUGGAAGCCGCAGGGACCCUAGCACAUGGGGACGAGAGGGGACGUUCUGCAGGAAGACCUCGGUCGGGGGGUCUUGCUCUCCGCGCGCACCCCUCCCGGAGCCCCAGAGGGGGCAGGCGGGGACGAGCCUUGGCGGGGACGCGCGCUUCCAUCGCCACUACCGAGGUCCCCGCAGUGGCGCGGGGUGGCCGGAGGAGGGGCCGAGGGCGGGGCGGUCAUAGCCUCCGCCACUCCCGGGCCCCCCCGGUGGCGGAGCGCCGCCUUCCCGGCCGUCCUCCCCUACCGCACGCGCUCCACCCGCCCCGGAGCCUCGCCCUCCGCCACGAUGAGCAAAUGAGCGCGAGCGAGGGCAUGAAAUUUCAAUUCCAUUCUGGGGAGAAAGUGCUGUGCUUCGAGCCUGACCCCACCAAGGCGCGUGUGCUGUACGAUGCCAAGAUCGUCGAUGUUAUUGUCGGGAAAGACGAAAAGGGAAGAAAGAUUCCAGAAUAUCUGAUACAUUUUAAUGGUUGGAACAGAAGUUGGGAUAGAUGGGCAGCUGAAGAUCAUGUGCUUCGUGAUACAGAUGAAAAUCGGCGGUUACAGCGUAAAUUGGCCAAAAAAGCAGUAGCUCGCCUGAGAGGCGCAGGAAGAAAGAAGAGGCGCUGUCGGUUGCCUGGUGUAGACUCUGUCUUAAAAAGUGUGCCAAUUAAAGGAACAACUCAAAAUGACGAAAACUCAAUAAGCAGUACCUGCCAUGACAGCUGUGGAGAAAAGCAUGAAGAAAUAAAAGAACAUCGUCAACGCCGUUUUAAAGUAAAGACUAAAGUGAAAAAAAAAGGAUUGUCACUGCGCUCAAGAAAGGACAUGGACGAAAGAACAAUAACGAUAGAUAUCCCUGAAGUUCUUAAGAAGCAGCUUGAGGAUGAUUGUUAUUAUAUCAACAGGAGGAAACGGUUAGUGAAACUUCCAUGCCAGACCAACAUCAUAACUAUUUUGGAAUCCUAUGUGAAGCAUUUUGCUAUUAAUGCCGCCUUUUCAGCCAAUGAGAGACCUCGUCACCAUCAUGCCAUGAUGCAUGCGCACAUGAAUGUGCACUAUGUCCCAGCAGAAAAGAAUGUUGACCUUUGUAAGGAGAUGGUAGAUGGAUUACGAAUAACCUUUGAUUAUACUCUCCCAUUGGUUUUGCUCUACCCAUACGAACAAGCUCAAUAUAAAAAGGUUACAUCGUCUAAAUGCUUUCUUCCUAUUAAGGAAAGUACCACCACAACUAAUAGGAGCCAGGAGGAGCUGUCUCCUAGCCCACCUUUGUUGAAUCCAUCCACACCACAGUCCACAGAGAGUCAGCCACCUAGUGGUGAACCAGCCACCCCCAAGAGGCGCAAAGCUGAUCCAGAAGCCCUGCAGUCUCUAAGGCGGUCCACGCGCCACAGCACCAACUGUGACAGGCUGUCUGAGAGUAGCUCCUCACCUCAGCCGAAGCGCCGGCAGCAGGACACAUCUGGCAACAUGCCAAAGCUAUUUCUGCACUUGGAAAAGAAGACGCCUGUGCAUAGCAGAUCAUCUUCCCCCAUUCCUCUGACUCCAAGUAAGGAAGGGAGUGCUGUAUUUGCUGGCUUUGAAGGGAGAAGAACCAAUGAAAUAAAUGAGGUCCUGUCGUGGAAACUUGUGCCUGACAAUUAUCCACCAGGAGACCAGCCACCUCCCCCUUCAUAUAUUUAUGGUGCACAGCAUUUGCUGCGAUUAUUUGUAAAACUUCCAGAAAUCCUUGGGAAGAUGUCCUUCUCUGAGAAGAAUCUGAAGGCUUUACUGAAGCACUUUGAUCUCUUUCUGAGGUUUUUAGCAGAAUACCAUGAUGACUUCUUCCCGGAGUCAGCUUAUGUUGCUGCCUGUGAGGCACACUACAGUACCAAGAACCCCAGGGCAAUUUAUUAAAGUUUCAGUGGUUUUGGAAAAAUAGCUACACUUUGUGGCUUUAUAUUUUAGGUUCCAGGUGAAAUGUUAAUGAGAUGUGGACCUACCCUGGGGGUUCUCUGUCAGAGGAAGGCUCUGUUGUUUGAGUAGCUCAUGUACUGUUAUUUCUGUUAAAAAUUAUUUUCUGAGCUCUGCAUGGAUGUCCAUGCCUAUGGGGGGGGUCAGUUUAAUUAAUGAAGUAAUUAAUGAUUUUUGAAAUGUAAUGAUUACUUCCUGGGUGCCUGAACGUAUUCCAAAGCAACACUGCUGCACAAGCUGUGUGUGCUAGCAGGAUAAAAGCAGCCAUAGCUGUGUUCACAGGGAAACGUUCAUGAACGUAUACUAGGUUAAACAUUGUUCUGGUAGCCAUUGCAGUUGGUUGUUAGCAAGAGCCACAUUGUUUGAAUAUUUGUUAAUGUUAAACAAAAUGGUUUUGAAAACUGUUUUCUGUUCAACAGAUCUUAGUUUGUGCUUGGAAGCCACAAAGUACUAUGAAAGUAUUUUAGAGGAAAUUGAUAUUGAUGGCAAAGGAGAAUUUGCAGCUAUGUGUUGCUUGUAGCAGUUCCCUUUCUCAGAAACAUUAUUUUUGUUGCUCUAAAUAAAGUGUUGCCUGUCUUGUUUGAGAUUUUACAGCCAUACUCUGCUAUGUAAUGUUAUAGUUCCUUUUCUAUAAAAUGUUAUUUUGGGUGAUCUAAAUAAAGCUUUGCCAGUUUUGUUUGAAAGAAGCAAGAGAAGCUUUGCUCUGGCCUUCCCUGUUCUUUUUAUUGCAGGGCAACUGUGGGUAACCUUCCCUCACAACUUCUGUUUCCAUUUGUUUUCCCUUUGUACCUUUUUGUCCCUCCCUCUUUUGCUUUGGCCUCUCUUUGCAUUGUGACAAUUAGUGAUUAUGAGAAGUCACUGUGACUGUGUGCCAACUUGUGGCUGUUUGGGCCCUAAUGGGCCCAACAUAGAUUUAUGCUUCUUUAAGUUUACUAGCUGACAUGCUCUGCAGUCGUUCUUGGAACUCUCAUGUUACUCUCUCUUAUGCCUUCCCCCUCUAUGGUUUAGAGAGGUCUAAAUGACUGGAAAGGAUACUGAUGUCACGAAAUCAUUAAACAUAGCACUUGUCUUCUCUUAUGGCUCAGCUCAGUUGACUUUAAUUUCCAAAGGCCAUUGGUCAUGAAUAAAAGGAGCCACAAGGACUUUUAGUUACAAAUGGUUCCAUUAAAGUGCCUUGUGCAUCCCUAACUACUAAGAUUCACUACCUCCAGAUUGCCUGAGUGUAGACAUUUUCCUUUCUGCAUUUAGUUGCUAACACAGAUUCAGGUUUGUGGGGACUGAUUGGGCCAGCCUUCAAGGUCUUGAUAGAUGUGAUUGUUAAUCUUAAAUGUCAAUGUGAUGGCUUUAGAAUCACUGUGGAAACACACUUCUGGGUGUGUCUAUGAUACCAUUUCAGAAGAGUUUUAACUGAAGAGGAAAGACCCAUCUUGAAUACUACCAGCACCAUGCAAUGGACUGGGGUCUCAGAUGCAGUGAAAAGGGGCAAAGUAAGUGAGAUGCCGGCACUCAUUUCUUUCUGCUUCCUGACUACAUGCAUACAUGUGUAAUACAUAAGCAUUGCCAGUGGCUUCAUGUUCCUGCUGCCAUGCCUUCUCUGCCAUGAUGGACUGGACCAACAAACUGUGAGCCAAAAUAAACCCUUUUCUCUGGCACAUUGUCACAGCAAGCACAAAAGUAGCUGAUACAGAACAUUGGUAUUGAGAAGUGAGCCUGUUGUGUUAAUCCUGACCAUGUGGGUCAUAGGCAUUUGGAACAGGUUUGAAGCUAAGAGUUUGGAACUUUGAGCCAGAAAAGUCUUAGAGUGCUGUAAGCAGUUUAAUGGGCUAUUCUGGUGCUGUUUUCAAAAACUCAAAUGCCAAGACAAGCAUGGACAGUGGAGAUCUGCCUCAUAGGGUUUUGGAGAGGAAAAGAGACUUGAGAAUUGAGCUACAGGCCAGUUUUGUAAUGAUCUGGCAAAGAAGCCCAGUGUCAGUCCAUGACAUCAGUGCCGUGUGCUUGGAACUUGAGUGAGGCUAGAUUGUAAAGUAAUGGACUCAUUUGCUUGGUGGAAAAAAUCUGAGAAUAGGUUAGCAUUUGGACUCUGUCAUGUUUGCUGACUGCUGCUGUCAUCCAGGUCUCAAGUGAGGGAAAGCACAAAUGGGGCAAGAGAAGACAGAUGUGCCAGCUUGUUGGGGAAGGGAAUGAGUUUAUAGGUGCAACAAAGCAGAUUCAGAGAAAGCAACUGGACUAGUUAAAAACGUUUAGCAGCAUUAAGGAGAAACCUUGUGCUCUCUAUUAGACAUUAGGGAAGGUACUCUGAAAGCAAGAUGCCACCCAAUAAACACUCCAUUUUGUGAAAAUAUGAAUUCAUUUGAAAGGAGAAAGCCUAAACUAAGAAUAUUGCUGAAGGAUGUUUUGUUUUGUUUUGUUUUGUUUUUUUAACUUCUGGAAAGCAAUUAAACAGGAAAGCCUUUCCCCCUGAUCUAUAUAGAAGUGCCAGUAUACCCAUAUAUGGAGGCCAGGUCACAGCAGAACUUUGCAGUGUCAUCCACAUGGUACUGGCACACAGGUGGGAAAGAUGCAAGACUGAAGGUGUUAUAAAGACUUAUGAGUCCCAGGAGGCACCGAUACCAGGCGAUGUGUAGCAGAGUUGGGAGUCUCAGUAAGUGAGCCCUGAGAAGCCAUUAUGUGAAGAUGUGAAUGUGGAGUCUAAGCUUCAGUGUGGAGCGCAGGAUGGUGGAGGUGCCAGAACUGUGGGGCAUCACCGGAGGGAAGCUGCAAGCAUGGAGUGGAGACAGCCCAAGACAGAAGCUAUGUGUGCUGAGUGGCAGAGCUGGAGAGCUGGGAUUAACAAAGCCCUUUGAAACCCGUGUGAUUCCAUCAUGAGCUCCAGAUGCUGGACAUAGAGUUGCAGGAUUUGGUGUUCGCCCUGCUGGGUGUUGGUCUUUCUUUGGUCUCAUCUUUCCUUGUUGUUCUGCCCAUUCUUCCAUUUGGGAAUGGGGAUGUUUAUUCAUUGUCAUUGCAUAUUGAAACUUUGUAAGUUGUUGCUUUUCUAGAAGUUUACAAAUGAGAGAUUGCCUUGAGUCUCAGAUAAGACUUUGAACGGACCGUUAAACACUGCUGGGAAUGCUAAAGUCUGUGGCCACUUUUAGAAAAGGACUAAGUGCAUUUUGAAUUAUGAGAUGAAAAUGAGAGUUUAGGGGCCAGAGGUUGAAUGCUAUGAUGUUAGUGAUGUGUUUGGGUAUCAGGUUGGCCAGGGGUAGGUUAGCAAUGGUUAAUCUUGAUUGUCAACUUGGUUGGAUUCACAAUCACCCUGGAAACACACCUGUGGAUGUCUCUAUGAAGGUGCUUCCAAAGAAGUUGAACUGAAGAGGAAAGACCCACUGUAAAUGUGGGUGGCACCAUUCCGUGAGUUGGGGGUCUCAGACUGAAUAAAAAGGAGAGAGCAGAACACCAAAAUUCAUCUCUCUCCACUCCCUGACUGUGGACCUUGCUGCCAUGACUUCCCCCAUCAUGAUGGACUGUAUCCCUUCAAACUGUAAACCAAAAUAAACUCUUCCUUCCUUAA
Phodopus roborovskii (desert hamster) is the source of this 5966-nucleotide messenger RNA. RefSeq names its product MSL complex subunit 3 (gene Msl3). The coding region runs from base 185 to 2362 and encodes 725 amino acids. The transcript has 13 exons. The record is from RefSeq and is a predicted model, not a curated record. Gene Ontology annotation, cellular component: NuA4 histone acetyltransferase complex; MSL complex; nucleus. NCBI's taxonomy places the organism in Eukaryota, Metazoa, Chordata, Mammalia, Rodentia, Cricetidae. Gene Ontology annotation, biological process: chromatin organization; regulation of DNA-templated transcription.